UUUAAAGUCGCUCAGCUUAAUUUCUCAUAAUUAAAUACCGAAUCAAGUGCCUGCUAAUUGUUACAUUUUCUACAAUUUUGACUUCUAUCAAUGACUUUGCAGAAAAAAACAUUUAUCAGGUCGUGAGUGGCAAUAAUUUAAAAUUACAUUUAAUAAAAAUAAUAUGAUGACGGGACAUUAUUGUUUUAAUUAAUAUUUUAUAUCACUAUCAUGCGUAAUAAUUCGUAACUGUCCCGAGUUUGCGCUUGCGCGAACAAUCACUCAAACGUAUAUAAUUGCUUAUUAUGCCGGUUGCUGGAUCAUUUGAAUCAACGAACCUACUGAAUCUAAGCUCAGGUGAAUUUUAAUAAUAAUCAACAUGGUGAUUUUAUAUUCGACCGAUUUGAGCCCACCAUGCAGGGCAGUUUUGAUGGCAGCAAGAGUCAUCAAUCUUAAUUUGGAUGUUCGUGAAACGAGCUUGUUGAAGAACGAGCAUAAAACGGAACAAUUUCUCAAGUUAAAUCCUCAGCAUACAAUUCCUACCAUAGAUGAUGAUGGAUUCAUUCUUUGGGACAGUCACGCAAUUAUACGUUACUUAGUAAGUAAAUACGCUAAAGACGAUUUUCUCUAUCCCAAAGACCUUCAAAAGCGAGCAAUUAUUGACCAGCGUUUGCAUUUCGAAGGUGAAUUGCUUUUCGUUCGUCUACGAAAUAUUGUUCGGCCAAUAUUUUACAAACAAACAAAUAAAUUCAAUGAAGAACUUGUUAAUCUCGUGCAUGAAGCUUGUGAAAUGUUAGAUAAAUUUCUCGAGGGUAAAAAGUGGCUCGCAGGAGAUAACUUCACCCUUGCAGACAUCAGUUGUGUGUCAACUGUCAGCUCUUAUCCAGUGUUAUUAUCGCUCGAUAAAUACAAAAAUAUUGUUGCCUGGUUGAAUAAGUGCGAAAACGAAAUUCCUGGCUACGCUGAAAUUAACGUUCCUGGCGUAACUAAAUUCUUCAAAAUAAUGAAAUCUUUAACAAGUAGCUAAAUCAGAAAUAUGAGAAAACUUUUUUUUCUGUUAUCAAAGUAGGGUAUAAGACCCAGUUUUAUACAGGUUAUUAUAUUUAGUAAUUUAGUAGAGUUAAUUUUUUUUUAAUUAAAAUAAAAUCACAAGUGUCAAACAAAUAGGCCGGUGUCAGUAAAUGGGUCUACUACCUUACUGAAUAUUUUUAUUAUUUGUUAGCAACUUUAACUGGGAUUGUAAAGAAAUAUUUUCAUAGUUAAUCUAAUAAAAUGUUAUAUCUUCAUUUCUUUAUCAACACCUGUCAUAUUUAUUUUUUAUAACUG
This is a messenger RNA of Cotesia congregata, 1305 nucleotides long. NCBI's taxonomy places the organism in Eukaryota, Metazoa, Arthropoda, Insecta, Hymenoptera, Braconidae. The record is from the annotation of a GenBank genome assembly.